AUGCCCGGCGCGCCCGCCGCCGACGACCGGACCCUCGUCGCGAUCCCGCCCACGCCCGAGAACGACAGCGAUAAUGAGCACGCGGCCAGCGACUACGCCAGCGACGAUGACGAGGGCAGCGUAGACAGCGCCGCUCGCAGGCGGCAGGUUCGCAGGAAGCAGGUCGUGCGCCUCGUCGCCCUCGUCUACGCCACCAUCGCCGCCCUCUGCGCCGGCUCCAUCGUCGUCUUCUCUCUCUACGCGCCCAAGUUCCAGUCGCGUCUGCGCUACACCCAGUUCCAGGUCAACGGCGUGGCCAUUGCGGGCUCCGUCUCCCUGUACCUGCCCGUCCCGGUCAUGGGCUACGUCUGCGACCGGGUCGGCGUCGCGCCCCUGUCGUUGCUGUCAUCGCUGCUCUUCGGCGUCGGCUACAGCCUGGCUGCGUACAUCUACCGGAAGCUCGACAUCGACUACAACGUCCUCGGCAAGUUGCACCAACCCGGCAACGAGUGGUCCUACCCGCUCAUGAUCUUCGCCUUUUGCUGCAUCGGCUCCGGCACCUGCGCCAUGUACAUCGCAUCCGUCUCGACUGGCGCCAAGAACUUUGGCAAGGGCAAAUACCGCGGCCUGGCCCUGGCAAUGCCCAUCACCGGCUUUGGCUUGAGCGGCAUGUGGCUGAGCCAGAUCGGCAGCCAAUUCCUGUACGAGACGAACCCCGACGGCUCCAAGGGCGAGGUCGACGUGUUUCGUUUCUUCGUCUUUCUGGCGAUCCUGCUCGUCAUCGUUGGCAUACUCGGCGUCUUCCUGCUGCGUAUUGUCGACGAGCAGGACUUGAUCGAAGAGGCCAUCGAAGAACUCGAGAACAGCGGCUUCUUGGACGGCAGCUCUCUCCUCGGCCGGUCCGAGCGAGGCUACGGCACCGCGGGCCCGACGACGCCAGCAACCGACCUCGAAAGCGACCCCUUGCUAGACCCGUCCAAGGAUGACGAUGUCAAGUGGAAGAAGAACUGGGUCCUCAACGCCGAGACUCGCCAGUUCCUCACAGACCACACCAUGUAUCCGUUUGCCCUCGCCUUCUUCCUCAUGAUCGGCCCCGGCGAGGCCUUCAUCAACAAUCUGGGCACCGUUAUUGGCACCUUGACGCCUCCCACAGUUGGGUCCGGGGAGCAGACGUCGGCGGCGACUCACGUGUCAAUCUUUGGCAUCACCAGCACGAUUGCGCGCCUGCUCAUCGGUAGCCUGACGGAUCUCCUUGCGCCUGCACCCGAAACGCAGCACGUGCAGGUCGAGCGUCACCGGGGCCAUCGGCGUUCGCCGCUGCAGGGCUUCUCCAUUUCCCGCGUCGUCUUCAUGCUCUUCUUUGGCAUCCUCAUGUCUAUUGGGUUCCUUUUCCUCGCGUCGGGCGCUGCGCAGAACCACGCCGAUCGCUUCUGGGUCGUCUCGGGUCUUGUCGGCGCGGGCUACGGCGCCGUCUUCAGCCUGACGCCGCUCAUCGUUACCAUUAUCUGGGGCGUGGAGAAUUUCGCGACCAACUUUGGCAUCAUCGCCAUGCUGCCGGCGCUUGGCUCGACGUUCUGGGGCCUCGUGUACUCGGGUGUGUAUCAAGCUGGCGCCAAGGCGUCCAAGUCGGUGGGUAACGAGGGCGAGGACGACAUUUUUUGCUACGGCAAGCAGUGCUACUCGGCCACGUUUUGGGCCGAGGAGGCGGACACGAUCCGCAUCCUCGUGGCUACCGACAACCACGUCGGGUACGAGGAGCGCGAUGCCAUCCGGAAAGACGACAGCUGGCGUACCUUUGACGAGGUCAUGAAUGUCGCCCGGAAAGAAGACGUCGACAUGGUGCUCCUCGCCGGCGACCUCUUCCACGACAACAAGCCCUCGCGCAAGUCGCUCUACCAAGUCAUGCGCACGCUGCGCCAAAACUGCCUUGGCAUGAAGCCCUGUCCCCUAGAGUUCCUAUCCGACGCCGCCGAGGUCUUCGAGGGUGCCUUUACGCACGUCAACUACGAAGACCCCGACAUAAACAUCUCCAUCCCCGUCUUCUCCAUUCACGGCAACCACGACGACCCCUCGGGCGACGGCAACUUUUGCUCUCUUGACCUGCUGCAGGCUAGUGGACUGCUCAACUACUUUGGCCGCGUGGCCGAGGCCGACAACAUCGAGGCGAAGCCCAUCCUGCUGCAGAAGGGGGAGACGCGGCUCGCCCUCUUUGGCCUGAGCAAUGUGCGCGACGAGCGCAUGUUUCGCACAUUCAGAGACCACAAGGUCAAGUGGUUUCGGCCCAAUGUGCAGACGAGCGACUGGUUCAACCUGCUGGCGGUACAUCAGAACCACCACGCUCACACGGCAACGUCGUAUCUCCCAGAGAAUGUCCUGCCGGACUGGCUCGACCUGGUUGUCUGGGGCCACGAGCACGAGUGCCUGAUAGACCCUACCAAGAACCCUGAGACGGGCUUUCACGUCAUGCAGCCGGGAUCUUCGGUGGCAACGUCACUUGUUCCUGGUGAGGCGGUGCAGAAACACGUCGCCAUCCUCAGCGUCACGGGCAAGGACUUUAAGGUGGACAAGAUCCCGCUGAAGACAGUGCGACCAUUUGUCACCAGAGAGCUGGUGCUCGCUCAGGACAAGCGCUUCAAGGGGCUGGACAAAAAGAAGGACAACAGGCAGGAGGUCACGAGGCGGCUGAUGGAGGUGGUGGACGAGAUGAUUGAAGAGGCCAACGCCGACUGGGAGGCGAUCCAGACGGACGAGGAGGCGCUGGAGGAGCGGCCGCUUCCCUUGAUCCGCCUCAAGGUGGAGUAUACGGCGCCCGAAGGCGGGCUGUUUGAGUGCGAGAACCCUCAGCGCUUCUCUAACCGCUUCGUCGGCAAGGUGGCCAACACAAACGACGUUGUCUACUUUUACCGCAAGAAGUCGUCGCAGCGCAAGGCAACAGCAGCGACGCCGGCAGACGCUCUCGAGGCCAUCACGGACGAGGGCGACAUGGUCAAGGUCGAAUCUUUGGUGCAGGAGUUUCUUUCGGCGCAGUCCCUCAAGGUGCUCCCGCAAGGCCCUUUCGGCGACGCCGUCAACCAGUUUGUGUCCAAGGAUGACAAGCACGCCAUGGAGCUGUUUGUGUCGGAACACUUGACUGGGCAGGUCAAGCAGCUUCUCGGGUUGGAAUCGGACGAGGAGGACCUCAACAGCGCCAUGGAAAUUUACCGGACGCGCAUCGAACACCAAAUGGCGAGCAGCGGUACGAGGCAGUCGCUCGGUGAGAGAAGACGCGUGCUCCGGCCCAAGCCGGACACGUGGGACAGCGACUUUGACGGCAACUGGGAGGAGGAGCCAGACGCGUGGACGUACGAGGGCGUGUCCAUGGACAUGACACCAGCGACGACUCAGGGACGGCCGGGGCGGAGCGCGCAGCAGGACGAGGAGAUGCUAGAUGACGACGACGAGCCGCCUGCCAAGACAACGAGACGGACAGCCGGACGAGCAACAAAGGCUACUACGGCCAAGGCGCCAGCAAAGAAAGCGCCAGCAAAGAAGCCGGCCGCACGGGGCCGCGGUCGGAAGGCGGUGCAGAGCGAGGACGAGGAAGAGGACGUGGUCAUGGAGUCGGACGAGGAAGAGCCGGCGCCGCCGCCCAAGCCCGCUGGCCGAACUACAAGGCGCGGGCAGACGCAAGCGCAGGCGGCGACGAAGGCGGCGCCCAAGCGGCCAGCAAGGGGCGCGGCAGCCAAGACGAAGCAGACGAAGCUCGACUUUGCAUCCCAGCGUGGGGCGACGCAGGACAGGGCAUUGGAGAUUAGCGACGAUGAGGUAUCGGACGGCGAGGACGCGUUUGAGCCGGCGCCGAUUGCGACGAGGACGCGACGGCGGUAG
Purpureocillium lilacinum is the source of this 3846-nucleotide messenger RNA. Lineage: Eukaryota; Fungi; Ascomycota; Sordariomycetes; Hypocreales; Ophiocordycipitaceae. The record is from RefSeq and is a predicted model, not a curated record.